Molecule: messenger RNA, 1369 nt
Organism: Theobroma cacao (cacao)
Lineage: Eukaryota; Viridiplantae; Streptophyta; Magnoliopsida; Malvales; Malvaceae
Product: YebC-like protein
Cellular component (GO): chloroplast
Source: RefSeq, a predicted model, not a curated record
AAACCCCCAGUAAAAGGAAAAAGAAAAAGCAAAAGCAAAAAAUGGGAUCAUCUUCAACAGUGAGAGCAGUUGGUGCAAUUCUCCACAGAUUCACUAAUGGGGUUCCUUCCAAUUCCUUUAUUGUUUCUAGAAAUGGCCUAUUAAAAAGCAGCAGGAAAUUGUUGUCGUCAGCAUCCUCAGUAUCGUCGUCCACUCCAUUGUAUCAAGCUAGCAUUAACAGCCAUGAGCAUCAACUCCGAAGUAUAUCCACUUUCCCUCCACUUUGCAUGGGCAGGCGCUCUUCUAAGAUUGCCGGAAGAAAGGGAGCUCAAGAUGCAAAGAAGGCUAAACUCUACUCAAGGAUUGGAAAGGAAGUUGUAUCUGCUGUAAAGAAAGGUGGUCCUAAUCCAGUAUCAAAUAUGGUUCUCGCCGCUGUACUUGAGAAAGCCAGGGAACUUGAUGUACCCAAGGAAAUUUUGGAGCGUAACAUCAAGAGAGCUUCGGAGAAAGGGCAAGAGGCUUACAUUGAGAAAGUUUACGAGGUUUAUGGUUAUGGUGGAGUUAGCAUGGUAGUCGAGGUCUUAACAGAUAAAAUAACCCGGUCUUGGGCAAAUGUUAGGGAGGUAGUCAAGGACUAUGGAGGAAAGAUAGCAGAUCCUGGGUCCGUUAUGUUCAAGUUCAGGCGUGUUCGAGUUGUGAAUAUAAAAGUCACUGAUGCUGACAAAGAUCAGCUCCUUGCUAUUGCAUUAGAUGCUGGUGCAGAGGAUGUUAUUGAGCCUCCAGCAUAUGAAGAUGAUACUGAUGAGGAUAGGUCAGAGAGCUCUUAUAAGAUUGUAAGUUCAGCAGAAAACUAUGCGACAAUACUUUCAAAGCUACGUGAUGAAGGAAUAAAUUUUGAGACUGAUAAUGGUUCCGAGCUACUUCCAAUAACCACCAUUGAGGUCGAUGAUGAGGCUAUGGACUUGAACAAAGAACUUUUGUCUAAAUUACUUGAACUUGAUGAUGUCGAUGCUGUUUAUACUGACCAGAAGUGAUAUAUAUCUGGACCAUUUCAGUUAUGGAAAUGAAGUUUUGAUGCUGUGAGUCAGUUAAGUUGUAGUUAGUGCACUAGCCACAAUCUUGACUGCAUUGGUGCUCAGUUUAGCUGGGGCUUUCAUAAAGGACCUUUAUAUUCUUCAUCUGAUUCUCAAGUUUCAAUUAUCUUUGAAAAUGGAAGGAGGAAGAAGAGGUGGGGGAUUUCAACUCAUAACACAGUUUAAAGGAUCUUCUCUUUUAUUCUUAUUACAAAUUCUAAAGAGCUGCCAUGGCUGAAACCACUCCUUUUAUUAUUAUUAUUUUUAUUGUUUUCUUUCUUGAAAAUAAAUACAUCCUAUUCCUUUUUGAUCAUGAA